AUGGAAAGCGUGAGGAAUCUCAAGACGCCAAAGAACGACAGGCAAGGGUUUAUCUCGCGCGCGCGCGAGAACGUCGAUCAAACCGUCGCAUGCCGCAUUCCAACCCCAGACCAAGUCACACCCCCUUAUCCCACCGUACCCAAAGAGUCCCAAUCCCUACAAGGCGCAAGACGCAGCUGUGUCAUGCCAAAUAUUCUAGACAAAUCCCACCGUGUUAAGCGUGGGACUCUUCUGCUUCGACGACGAAUUAGUCUCGCCCUAGCUCCCCGGCCCGCACCACCCAACCGCCCCAUCAGGCGAUCCAGAAAUUCUUCAACUGCCGAAAGCAGACACCAGCAUCACAGACCAUGGGCUUUUUCCAAGGUUCGAUAUCCUAGCUCCCGGUCUCGCGGCGACGAACGUUUGUCAGGUGGAAACAUGACACGCCCGUGCUUGGGAGAAAGGGGAACUUGGGCGAACAUGGGAGAGGCCUCUUCCGCCCCCGGCGGGCGGGAUGUGGAGGGAGACACACACCCACUUUGCCCAGAGACAGUAUCGUACACUCGUGUCUGGGUCUGUCUCUCCAGUGUCACUGGCGUAGUUGAUCAUCGUCGCGGGUGUCGUGCGAUUGGCGGUUCGCCUGAUGCGACGGAUCCGUCCAGGCACGUCUCCGAUUCGAGUACAAGCACACAAGACCAGACGCAACUAGGGUUACUACAGAUCUAA
Molecule: messenger RNA, 705 nt
Organism: Colletotrichum abscissum
Lineage: Eukaryota; Fungi; Ascomycota; Sordariomycetes; Glomerellales; Glomerellaceae
Exons: 1
Coding region: 1-705 (234 amino acids)
Source: RefSeq, a predicted model, not a curated record